Molecule: messenger RNA, 1280 nt
Organism: Hyaloscypha bicolor E
Lineage: Eukaryota; Fungi; Ascomycota; Leotiomycetes; Helotiales; Hyaloscyphaceae
Exons: 3
Coding region: 482-883 (133 amino acids)
Source: RefSeq, a predicted model, not a curated record
GUCGGCACUCGCCUACUUACCCCUUUCUCUUACCGAGCUAACUCCACCACCAAUCAUGUCUUCGAAGCAGACCAUUGUUCUCAUCACCGGUAUACAGCAUUUAACUUUUCCACAACAAAUCUAACAAUACCCAGGCGCAAAUCGCGGCAUCGGCUACGAAACCGCCAAGAACCUCCUCCUCCACUCUGCCAAAUACCACAUCCUCCUCGGAUCCCGCUCCCUAUCCCGCGGGGCUUCUGCAGCCAGCGACCUACAAUCCACACCCGGAGUCCUCGGGACCGUCACAUCCCUCCAACUGGACAUAACAUCUGACUCUUCUAUAAGUGACGCAUUCGAAUUCAUCAAAACCAUCCACGGGCACCUCGACAUCCUGGUCCUCAAUGCCGGGAUCUUCGGUCUGCACCCAGGGACAGCCACCCCUUCUAGUCUACGCGCAAACUUCGCCACCAUCCUUUCCACAAACGUGGUUUCCGCCCUGGUGAUGACAGAGACGUUCCUCCCUCUCCUCAAUAACUCAAAGUCUCUUUCCCCUCCACGUACACCAAGGAUAGUGUUUGUGUCCAGCUCAGUCGGCUCGUUGAGUCAGGCCGCGGAUCCGAAUUCGAAGUAUCACCACCCGGGUGCGAACGAGUAUCGCGCGAGCAAGGCGGCUCUGAAUAUGCUGAUGGUGCAGUAUUGGGUUCGAUUGAAGGGCGAGGGGUUUUUGGUCCACGGUUCGGAUCCGGGGCUGGUUGCUACGGAUUUCUUGGAUCGGGAGCAGGUUAAGAAGAGAGGGGCAGUGGAGGAGUGGGUUGGCGGUGAGAGGGUUGCGAGUGUAGUGAGGGGUGAUAGGGAUGCGGAUGUUGGGAGAGUUUGUGGUGAGUAUGGGAUUAGCCCUUGGUGACUCUGGCGCGAAAGUGAUUCUCGCGGGUUGUGUCUCGUAUUGCGAUUGCGUCCCACACCAGUAACUUCAAUUUCCAUACGAUCUAAUGCAUCUGAUUCGGACAAGAAACGCCGAUAAGUUGAAUAAGGACGACAACUCGUUGCUUAUACGACGCAUCCUCUAUUUAGUACCGUGGGUCCAUGCCCUCAGACUUCAAAAGGCCGUAAUGCAGUUGCACGAUACAGCAGGUCUCCCGUUAAGUUUCCUCCACUUGUACAAGAUCCAAUGUGCCAUACGAAUUGUGACGGUUAAGAGGUAUGCUCUGCCACAUAUAACCAAGCGCAAGCUGAGUCUCUGGGUCCGUAAGAAUUUCUUUUGCUUCUGCUGUCCUUGUUUUGACGUUUUUGGGGAAUUUUUG